Penicillium waksmanii is the source of this 510-nucleotide messenger RNA. Its product is annotated as ubiquitin-like protein HUB1. Gene Ontology annotation, cellular component: cytoplasm; nucleus. Lineage: Eukaryota; Fungi; Ascomycota; Eurotiomycetes; Eurotiales; Aspergillaceae. The transcript is spliced from 4 exons. The record is from RefSeq and is a predicted model, not a curated record. The coding region runs from base 1 to 510 and encodes 169 amino acids. Gene Ontology annotation, biological process: protein modification process; mRNA splicing, via spliceosome. Gene Ontology annotation, molecular function: protein tag activity.
AUGAUGGGAGACCGAUCACGCAGUAGGUCCCCUGACCGGCGAGAUGAUGGCGACCGAGGUCGACCGAAAAAGACCGGAGGAUUUCGCUGGAAGGAGAAGCGGCGCGACGACGAUGACCGCGGUGACGAGCGCAAACUAGAUCGAGGCUACAGAGACCGAAACGAUCGUCCUCGCUCACCGCGCAGAGAACGCGACGGCGACAAGAACAGAGAUGGCGACCGUGACCGCGACCGACGACGCGACGACCGAGAUGCACCACGGGAAGGCGGCGAGAAGAAGGAGAAGAAGGAAAAGAAGAAGAAGGACAAGAAGCCGGCUGCAAUCCCUUGUCUGGCAUCAGAUCCAAUCAAACUAUUCAAGGCUUAUGUAGCUGCCCGCAUAGGUCGUGAGCCUCAUGAAAUUCUUCUCAAACGCCAGGGCGAGCGUCCCUUCAAGGACCAAUUAACGUUAGAGGAUUACGGAGUGAGCAACGGAGUACAACUUGACUUGGAGGUCGGUACCGGAGAAUGA